AUGCCCAAGAGGAAGGUCAGCUCCGCCAAAGGGGCCGCCAAGGAAGAGCCCAAGAGGAGAUCGGCGCGGUUGUCAGCUAAACCUCCUGCAAAAGUGGAAGUGAAGCCAAAAAAGGCAGCAGCGAAGGAUAAAUCUUCAGACAAAAAAGUGCAAACAAAAGGGAAAAGGAGAGCAAAGGGAAAACAGGCCGAAGUGGCUAACCAAGAAACUAAAGAUUUACCUGCAGUAAACAGGGAAACGAAAACUGAGGAGAGUCCAGCCUCUGAUGAAGCAGGAGAGAAAGAAGCCAAGUCUGAUUAAUACCAUAUACCAUGUCUUAUCAGUGGUCCCUGUCUCCCUUCUUGUACAAUCCAGAGGAAUAUUUUUAUCAACUAUUUUGUAAAUGCAAGUUUUUUAGUAGCUCUAGAAACAUUUUUAAGAAGGAGGGAAUCCCACCUCAUCCCAUUUUUUAAGUGUAAAUGCUUUUUUUAAGAGGUGAAAUCAUUUGCUGGUUGUUUAUUUUUUGGUACAACCAGAAAAUAGUGUGGGAUAUUGAAUUACGGGAGGCUCUGACUGUCUCGGGUGUCAGCUUAACAUUCCAUAGAUGGGGGGGUUAGUUUUUAUAUCCUAUAAUACAAAGCA
Gorilla gorilla gorilla (western lowland gorilla) is the source of this 621-nucleotide messenger RNA. RefSeq names its product non-histone chromosomal protein HMG-14-like. The coding region runs from base 1 to 300 and encodes 99 amino acids. NCBI's taxonomy places the organism in Eukaryota, Metazoa, Chordata, Mammalia, Primates, Hominidae. Gene Ontology annotation, biological process: chromatin organization. Gene Ontology annotation, molecular function: nucleosomal DNA binding. The transcript has a single exon. The record is from RefSeq and is a predicted model, not a curated record. Gene Ontology annotation, cellular component: chromatin; nucleus.